AUGGCUGUUACUGUCCCUAACGAAGGGUCGGCGACCUCAAUUGAGCUGGCUCCUACGCCGGCCGGUACGAUCUCCGGUGAGGCAUCCAAGGUCACUCUUAUUGCGACCAAAUCCGACGAGGCUCUACGGGAAUUGGAAGCAGAAAGAAGUGCGGUGUCGACGCGAAUCACAGCCAUUGUUAUUACCUGCGUGACGUUCAGUACGGGGAUUCAAAGCUUCCUGGCUGGCCUGGUGACCAUAACCCUUCCGACAGUGGCCGCGGACCUGAGCUUGCCUGAUAAUUUGGUUCUAUGGCCGGUUACUAUCUACUCCUUAACGUGUGGGUGCACUCUUCUAGCCUGCGGCUCGAUCUCAGACGUUGUCGGCAAUCGCCAGACCUAUUUACUCGGCUGUCUGCUGCAAACCGCCUUCACGCUGGGAUGUGGACUAUCUCAGUCCGGCGCGCAAUUGAUUGUCUUUCGUGGUUUCUCCGGCGUGGCGGCUUCAUUCUGUCUCCCGUCGGCAGUCAGCCUGAUUAACGAGGUGUUCCCGACAGGCCGAUCGCGCAACAUUAGCUUUGCGGCCAUGGGAGGAGCGCAGCCAGUGGGAUUCGGACUCGGCUUGACUCUCGGAGGCAUCAUCGCAGCCAAAAUCGGCUGGCAAUGGGGAUUCCAUGCGGCGGCGAUCCUUAGCUUCGUGAUGCUCUUCCUGGCGGCAUGGCAAUUACCCCGAAACGAAUACCCUUCGGCGCGCGAGAUCGGGCAGCGUCUCUUGAAUGACAUAGACUGGGUGGGCGUCAUCAUUGCUAGUACAUCGCUCGCCAUACUAUCCUACGUGAUUGCGGCCAUCGCAGGAAGUCCCACCGCAAUCCGCUCCCCAACCAACAUCUCCCUACUCGUGCUAUCAUUCAUCGUCCUCGGCAUGUUCGUCGUCUGGGUCGGUCGACAAGAACGCCUAAACCGACCAGCGCUCAUCCCCAAUUCCCUCUGGCGCCACAAAGUCUUCUCCUGCAUCUGCAUCAACGUCUUCUGCGUCUGGGCCGCCUUCAACGCCUUCGAACAGUUCCAGAACUUCUUCUUCCAAAAUAUCCAACUAAUCUCGCCCUUCGGCUCUGCGCUGCGCUUCCUCCCCAUGCCCGUCGCCGGGGCCCUCGCGAACAUCCUCGUCGGGCUGAUCGUGCACCGCGUCCGCGCCGACUGGAUCGUUAUCAUGACGCUCAUUCCGUCCGCCGUCGCCCCUUUGCUUAUGGCCCUCGCGAGCCCGAAAUGGCCGUAUUGGUCGUGCGCGUUUAUUGCUAAUUUCCUGAACCCGAUCGGCGCGGAUGGUAUCUUCACCGUCUCGAAUCUGCUCAUCACGUCGAUGUUUCCGCCUAAGACGCAGGGUGUUGCUGGGGGUGUGUUCAAUACGGUGUCACAGACGGGAAAAAGUGUAGGCAUCGCGUUGACGGCGUUGGUGGCGAACGGCGUGACGCAGAAAUCCGGGAAGGUUGGGUCAGAUGAUACCGGGGCGCUGUUGGAGGGAUAUCGGGCUGCGUUCUGGUUCGAGUUUGCAUUGACGGUGGCGUGUCUGGGUGUCAGUGUUUGGGGGCUGGGGAGGAUCGGGAAGGUUGGGAGGAAGAUGGAUUAG
This is a messenger RNA of Aspergillus melleus, 1605 nucleotides long. RefSeq lists its product as uncharacterized. The transcript has 3 exons. Gene Ontology annotation, cellular component: membrane. The record is from RefSeq and is a predicted model, not a curated record. Gene Ontology annotation, molecular function: transmembrane transporter activity. Lineage: Eukaryota; Fungi; Ascomycota; Eurotiomycetes; Eurotiales; Aspergillaceae. Gene Ontology annotation, biological process: transmembrane transport. Bases 1 to 1605 code for a protein of 534 amino acids.